UCCUUAGCAAACAGUAUAUCACAUAUUCAUGCAUUGAAGCACUUCAGUGUUUAUUCUGGGUGUUAUUUGAUAUGAUGUGAUGUUUCGGAUCAAAAUAAUAAAAGUUUAAUCUUUCUCAGCAUAUGUGGGGAAUUGUUUUGAUAUCACAUGACUAUUCGAAAGUUAACGUAGUUCGAGUUUAUGUGCUGCGACCGCAAUAGUUAUAACUUAUAGAAAUACCCAGCGAGUGUCAAGUUUGUUGUGCAAUUGAAAAUUCUUCUCAAAAAAAUGGUGAUAUUUUCGGAAAAAGAGACAAGCACUCUGGUGUUUUUCGUAAAUGGUAAAAAA
This is a messenger RNA of Leptinotarsa decemlineata (Colorado potato beetle), 327 nucleotides long. Its product is annotated as xanthine dehydrogenase rosy. Gene Ontology annotation, molecular function: iron ion binding; molybdopterin cofactor binding; FAD binding. The record is from RefSeq and is a predicted model, not a curated record. Lineage: Eukaryota; Metazoa; Arthropoda; Insecta; Coleoptera; Chrysomelidae.